GGCGUGGCCGGGCGGCGGCGGCGGUUGCGGCGCGGCGGCGGGCGCGGGCGGCGGCUCCGGCGGCGACAUGCGGCCCGCGGACGUGGUGGAGCUGGCGGAGCCCGAGGAGGUGCAGGUGCUGGAGCCCGAGGAGGACUUCGAGCAGUUCCUGCUGCCGGUCAUCGGCGAGCUGCGGCCGCGCGGGAAGCUGUGGGCCGUGGACACGCUGCUGGUGCGGAUGCAGGCGCAGGGCCAGGCGGCCGAGGGCGCCCGCGGGGACGCGGCCCCCGCCCCGGCCCCGGAGGUGGCCAAGAUGGCCGAGAUGCUGGUGCAGCUGGUGCGGCGGAUCGAGCAGGGCGAGUCGGCGUGAGCGCGCCGGCCGGUGAGCGCGCGCGGG
This is a messenger RNA of Sorex fumeus (smoky shrew), 376 nucleotides long. Its product is annotated as MORF4 family-associated protein 1-like. Lineage: Eukaryota; Metazoa; Chordata; Mammalia; Eulipotyphla; Soricidae. The coding region runs from base 68 to 349 and encodes 93 amino acids. The transcript has a single exon. The record is from RefSeq and is a predicted model, not a curated record.